UGUAGAAAUACUCGGGAAGUUCCUCCAGACAUUCAUGCUGCCUCUGACUCGGAUGAUUGAUUUGACAUCCGUCAUCCAUCACGGCAGUACCCAACAGACGAACCACCACAGUUUUCACCGUCUUCAGAAAUAUGGUGGUCAGCACCCUGUCUGCUUCAUCAUCACCUCUACGUGGAGAGCCAUCUGAUGAAGAUCCUGAAGAAGAAGAAGUUGGUGAGUCGGGUGGCUCAGAUGAUGCUGAAGAAGAACCCGGUGAAGAUAGUGAACCUGGUGAGAAGAUCAGUGACAGUGAGUUGGGUGGUGCUGAAGAAGAAGGAUGUUCAGGACACCCAGCCGGAGGGACUGGUGACAACGGCGGUAAUGUCAGUGAUGGCGGCGCUGAAGAUGGACGAGCAGGUUGCACAGUCCAAGGGAUCGGUGAAGAUGGUGGUGUAAGAGCAGACAUUGAUGGGCUGUCUAAGAAGAGCAGUUUGUCAGUGAGAAAAGUUGAGCGCUGGUUCAGAAGAAGACGCAGUCAGGACCGUCCUGGAGUCCUGAAGAAGUUCAGAGAGGCCAGCUGGAGAUUUAUGUUCUACUUGUUGGCAUUCAUUGGAGGAAUAGUAGCACUUUACGAUAAAGAGUGGUUUUAUGACACUCGGGAAGUAUGGACAGGUUUUCCAAAGCAGUCCAUGCUGGAGUCUCAGUACUGGUACUACAUCUUGGAGAUGAGCUUCUAUGGCUCUCUUCUCUUCAGCGUUGCCUUUGAUGUCAAGAGAAAGCAACAAGGUCAAGGUUCAAAGGACUUUAAGGAGCAAAUCAUCCACCACUUGGCCACCCUGGUCCUCUUGUCAUUUUCCUGGUGUGUCAACUACAUUCGUAUAGGAACGCUGGUCAUGCUCAUCCAUGAUGCCUCUGAUGUUUUGCUGGAGUCUGCUAAACUGUUCAACUAUGCCAAAUGGGAGAAAACCUGCCAGAGUCUUUUUGUUCUGUUUGCCAUAGUGUUUAUGGUUACACGACUGAUCAUCUUCCCGUUUUGGCUGAUCCACUGUACCUGGGUCUAUCCUGUUCACCACUACCCCGCCUUCUUUGGCUACUACUUCUUCAAUGUGAUGCUGGUGGUCCUCCUCUGUCUGCACAUAUUCUGGGCCUACCUCAUUCUCUGCAUGAUCAGAAAAUUCAUGUUUGGCACUCUUACCAGAGAUGAGAGAAGUGACAAUGAAGACGAGGAGGAGAAUGAGAGCAGCCUGACAGAGGAUGAAGAAGGACAGCACAAGCUUGACAAUGGGUUGGCAUUUGAUGAGAAGGAGGACCAGAACUUUGGAUGCUUGUCUCCACCAGAAAACAUCUACCAGUCAAAGAAUGACUCACGCUGAGUAUUAUCAGUAGAGCCAAAGAUGUGAGAAACAGAACAGUGCUAAAUACAUUUCAUCCAAUAUGGACCAAUAAAAUAUGCAAAAUGUGUGAUUUAUUCCAGAUGCUGGAACAUGACCUAGCCCAAAAAGCAUUACUGUUCUCACAGUGCUUUGAACUGAGAUUUGAAAUCAACUUCUACGGUAUAUGCCAUGUACUUUUUUGUAUCUUUUAAUUAUUCCCAUAGAUAACUUGACAAACAAUGGGACGUUCCAGUGAUGAUCUUUCCAGUAAGUCUGCAAUGAGUUUGAUAGAACAUUUUUAUUCAUCUAAAACAUACAUUUGGGGUGUUAAUUGGAAUCAGAUGAGAAAAAUGUACAUGCAUUUCAUGUCUUUGUGUCCAGAUAAAUUCAAAUAAUAACUUUUAGUGGUGAGGGUCAAUGUGAUGUAGAUUUUGUUGUCUCUUGUCAUCACUGAUGCCUGCUGGGGUCGCACAGACAUCUGUGCACUGCCCAAAAAUGACUGCCCAAAUGAAGACCACUCUGAGUGUAUUCAUCAACUGCAUAUGUGGAAGUGCAUGCAGACAACCAGUGUACUGUAGCAAAAACAGAACUCCAUCUACCAUCCACCCUGCUUUCAUCAUCUGCAUCUGUUUUGGAGUAUGUCAGGGCCCAUGCCUGGCCAGAGUUGCGCCUUUUAGGGGACUCCCAACCUGUUAAGGUACCUCUACCUGCCCCGUCCUUUCUCGUAUGUCACCUCCAAGUUCCCAUCAUGUUCAGUGUACACAAAGUCUACAAAACCCACCAGUGCUCCUGUACUGGAAUAAUACAAUGUACCUCCUGGAUUUCUGUUUGUCAAAUAGUUUGUACACAGUUUUAUUAGAAUUGUGCACUAUGCACAACAUAAAUUAAAAGGUCUUUAAACUGGAUUUUGGUGCUACAAGAUUCAGUAAACGUGCAGGACUUGGUUUGGUUGAUCUUGUUCUUAGGUUUGGUAUUGUCUAACAAAUCUGCAAUUCAUCAAUUACCAUGCAGGAAACAUGGGACUUUUGGAGACAGGGAUCUGGAAUUUUGGUGCAUCCAGCUUUGGGCCCAGACGUCCAGGGGUGUAUUCUAGAAAGUGGGGGUAGUGACAACUCUGAGUUUGUUCACCCUGAGAUGAGGGAAACUCUAUGUUUUCAGUGCCUGAAAGAGAGCUAACUUGAACUCUGGGUCAAUUACCAUGGUAACUUACUUUGUGAAGCUAACCUGCUCACCGGCAUGUUUUCUUCAACAGACCCUGAGUUUCUGUCUGUCUCCUCCCUCUAACAGAGCCAGACACGCUACUUGAUUUCCUCAUUCAUUCAGUCCGUAUCAAAACAUGUAUUGAAGCUCAUUCAUUAGUGAAGGUUUCCUGUCUGUCAAAUAAAAAUCCGCAGUUCAGAAUAAAA
This is a messenger RNA of Thunnus maccoyii (southern bluefin tuna), 2758 nucleotides long. RefSeq names its product ceramide synthase 2-like. Lineage: Eukaryota; Metazoa; Chordata; Actinopteri; Scombriformes; Scombridae. The record is from RefSeq and is a predicted model, not a curated record. Gene Ontology annotation, biological process: ceramide biosynthetic process. Gene Ontology annotation, molecular function: DNA binding; sphingosine N-acyltransferase activity. Bases 132 to 1352 code for a protein of 406 amino acids. The transcript is spliced from 10 exons. Gene Ontology annotation, cellular component: membrane.